CUUCGUUUCUCUCCGAUGGUGGCCUCCUCGUCUUCUUCGCUCUUGUCGGACUCGUCGUCCGGGUCGCGGCGCCGUCAUCGCCGCCGCAGCAACCGUAGCCGCCGAGACAAGGAUAAGGAUAAAGACAAAGAGGCCCUCAAGAUCCGGAAGAGGAGCAGCUCCCACGGCAAACGACGCCGCAGACACCGCCACCGCCACUCCUCUUCUUCCGAAUCCUACUCCUCCGACGAUUCCAGAAGUGAAAGCUCUUUGGACAGUGAGCCUGAGACGUCUAGUCAGUCAAAGAGGCACAAGAAGAAUGACAGACAGAAGAAGAGCAAAGAAAAGGAUCAGAGUAAGAGCCGUCGGCAUACACAUCAUAGGAGUAAACUAAAAGAGAAGCAGCAGAAUGAGAGAGAUAGCAGCCCCGUUCGGCUUUCAAAGUUUUUAGGGCGUGACAAAGAUGAUGGAGUGCGUCGCAGUGCUGUCUCUGGCAAAAAGAUUCUGUUAAAACUUGACAAAACAAAGGAAGACAAGGCUGCAGAAAACAAACGCAAUGAAUUGCUGAAGUUUUUGAAUGCUAGUUUCGACUGAUGGAGGACAAGAUUGAUGAGAACAACAGGAAUGAACUGCUUUGACCGAGUCGUUUAAUUCUCAGAAUCAGAAUAUGAAUGGAGGAAUUUUUCAGUUCAAAUGAUAUUUCCCCUUAGCUCCGGAGUUUUUCAUUUUUUUUAAAUGUUUCUGUUAUUGUUGAUGAAAUUCAUCAUCAAGUUGGAGUCGUGAGUGACUAUAUCAGAACCUGGGUUCAGAGUCCUUUACAUACCAUGAAUUAAAACUGGGGCGUUGUAAUGGUUGUAUUGUGGUGUUGCCGGUAUAAUCUUAUAUGUGAACUUUUUCUUUCGAUGAUUAAUUUCAAAUUGCCGAGUGGUUAGUUCA
Messenger RNA from Argentina anserina (silverweed cinquefoil), 915 nucleotides. RefSeq lists its product as uncharacterized. The record is from RefSeq and is a predicted model, not a curated record. The coding region runs from base 16 to 573 and encodes 185 amino acids. NCBI's taxonomy places the organism in Eukaryota, Viridiplantae, Streptophyta, Magnoliopsida, Rosales, Rosaceae. The transcript has 6 exons.